CAGUAAAUUUUUUUUCAUGCGAAAAAAAAAAUAAUCCGUCAUCAUUUACUUUCUAGCGAAGGGUUGAAUUAUAAAAUCACUGGUCAUCGCACCCUUUCUCUGCGUGUUCCUCCUUUGAUGAAGAAAUAUUUGGAAUCUGGUUUCCGAUUUCAGUUUUCCUUUCCUUUCCUGGCUCGUGUUCUUCUUUGUGUAUUCCUGAUUGGAUCUUUCCUUCACUCUCGAUCUUUUGACCCGAGAGCCCGAGAUUUUCAUCCGGGUCAAAAACCCAGAGCCAUGUCGCUCUGAGUAGAUCGAUCGCAAAAGACAGAGGACAUGGAGAUUCUGAGGCCGACAUCGCACGUGACCGGCGGGAACUGGCUUCGGCCGGAGGAGACGGCGAAGAACAGCUCCGCCGGGGCGACAUGGACGGCGGCGGAGAACAAGGCGUUCGAGAACGCACUAGCGGUGUACGACGAGGACUCGCCGGACAGGUGGCAGAAGGUGGCGGCGAUGAUACCGGGGAAGACGGUGAGUGAUGUCAUCAAGCAGUACACGGAGCUGGAGGCUGACGUAAGCAACAUAGAGGCCGGUUUAGUGCCGGUACCCGGUUACAUCAUGCCAUCGCCGCAAUUCACGUUGGACUGGACAGCCGCCGCCGGCUACAAGGAAUUGAAAGCGAUGGGGAACAAGCGGCCAACGGCGGCCAGACCGCCGGAGCAUGAACGGAAGAAAGGUGUUCCGUGGACGGAGGAGGAACACAAGCUAUUUCUAAUGGGACUGAAGAAAUACGGGAAAGGAGACUGGAGGAACAUAUCGAGGAACUACGUGAUAACGAGGACGCCGACACAGGUGGCAAGCCAUGCGCAGAAGUACUUCAUCCGACAGCUGUCGGGAGGCAAAGACAAGAGAAGAGCCAGCAUUCACGACAUCACCACUUUCAACUUAGACGACGACGAAGCUCACGUCAAAAGCUCCGUUACCGUUAACUCUCCCGCUUUAAUAAUCCCAUGGAGCAAUAGCAGUAGCAGUAGUAAUGGCCAGUCAUUCAAUUCCACUCUUUCUUUUCACUCUAGUUACCCUCACAUAUAAUUCCCACGCAUAAACAAACGGAGCUGAAAACGCACCGUUUCAUCCGUGCAUUUGUUCCCAAGUUGUCUCGACAUCAAACGCAAUGACAUUGUCAAAUAAAAUUUGUCUGUUCGGUUGUA
Tarenaya hassleriana is the source of this 1187-nucleotide messenger RNA. RefSeq names its product transcription factor DIVARICATA-like. The transcript is spliced from 3 exons. Gene Ontology annotation, molecular function: DNA binding. The coding region runs from base 313 to 1068 and encodes 251 amino acids. The record is from RefSeq and is a predicted model, not a curated record. Lineage: Eukaryota; Viridiplantae; Streptophyta; Magnoliopsida; Brassicales; Cleomaceae.